UCUUUUGCUCCAUUCCUGUCUACCUUUUCUGCGAAUUUGCAGGUGCUCAGCGUAGCGAUCUCACGCGACAACGAAGUCGUCGUGUCGGGCAGUUGGGACGGGUCUAUCCGCGUCUGGCGCCUGCGUGACGGCAACCAGAUGUGCUGGUUUACGUCAAACAUCGAGAUCCUUCAGGUUAAGAUCUCCAACGACAAGCGUGCCAUUGUAGCUCUGGGCGAGCGCAGUGAGCAUCGAAAACUGAUCAUGUUGCAGAUCGUGCGUAACCGGACCCGGACCACCACAACAACCACACUGAGGUCCGCUGGUUCUCGGAACCUCAUCCCCUUCUCGCCUCACCAGAUGGGACCUUCGCCGGCCUCGCCGGUCAUGAUGGCCUAA
This is a messenger RNA of Protopolystoma xenopodis, 378 nucleotides long. Lineage: Eukaryota; Metazoa; Platyhelminthes; Monogenea; Polystomatidea; Polystomatidae. The record is from the annotation of a GenBank genome assembly.